This is a messenger RNA of Dichomitus squalens LYAD-421 SS1, 1397 nucleotides long. Its product is annotated as alcohol dehydrogenase. NCBI's taxonomy places the organism in Eukaryota, Fungi, Basidiomycota, Agaricomycetes, Polyporales, Polyporaceae. The transcript has 7 exons. The coding region runs from base 24 to 1328 and encodes 434 amino acids. The record is from RefSeq and is a predicted model, not a curated record.
CUGGUGUAGAACCGAAGGCCAUCAUGUCCGGGACGCAAAGGGUGGUGCGAUGGUAUCCUCCAGCGUACGACAUCCGAGUAGAAGAUGCUCCGAUCCCACAGAUCAUUGACGACGAUGAUGCGAUAGUCAAAGUCAUACUAGCGGGACUAUGUGGAAGCGACUUGCAUAUCUACCGAGGGCAUGAAGACGUUGAUCGCGACCUGAUAUGUGGCCAUGAAAUUGUCGGAGAAGUCGUCGCACUUGGCUCGAGCUUCUGUCCUGACUCAAUUGGUCGACCUGAAUUGUACUCGACGCUCAAGGUAGGGGACAAGGUUGUGUCUCCAUUCACUGUCUCGUGCGGGGAAUGCCACUUCUGUCGCAUUGGCUUCACGUGUCGAUGCAAGCACUCCUGCCUGUUGGGCAUUCCCGCUCUUCCAGGAGGUCAGGCACAAUACAUCCGUAUACCCAAGGCAGGCGGGACCCUCUUCAGCCUCAACUCCCACCAUGUGUCGUCCUCGAGACCAGUACCGGACUUAUCCACGCUCUCAGAUAGUUCUCUUCUGCUUCUUGCAGACAUACUACCGACUGGAGCGUUUGCAGCUAUACAGGCACUUCAACAUCCGAAGGUUGCGCCAAUUCUGAUAGGAGCAAAAUAUCCAUUUGGUGGUUUCGUCGCCCAUCGAGUUACCGCCCGUGACCAAACAUCGGUCGGGCUGCAAGCAGAAGAUCGGAUUCUUACCAUCGGUAUUGUAGGACUAGGGCCCGUAGGGAUUUGCGCGACUGUCAGUCUGCUCGACAUGUUGUCAGGACUAGCGGAGAGUCAAGGGUUGGUGUAUCAAAUCAUCGCGAUCGACCCACUCGAGUCCCGUCGCAGCAAGAUGGAGGCGGUCUAUGACACCAUUCAUUCUGGCGGAAAAGCCUGGACUGGGCGUUUCGCUGUCGCUUCCAUCGACGAUGGGAAGAAGCUGUCAGCGGAGUGGACCGACGGCGCCGGAUGCAACGCAGUUCUCGAGGUCGUAGGAAACAACAACGCGCUCACGUUGUCUUACGAGAUCGUGCGACCGUUCGGGAUAAUCAGCUCGGUUGGCGUGCACCAGGAGCCCCCUCUGCCGUUCAACGGACGAGGGGUCUACGACAAGAAUGUCUCCUUUGAUUUUGGUCGCUGCCCUGUCCGAGCGAUGUUCCCGAUAGCAGUGGACAUCUUGCUCAAGCGACAGGAUGUGUUCGGGAGUGUCGGGGAGAAAGCAAGUUUGAUCGACAAGAUCGUUCCUUUGAACGAAGCACCGGAUGCAUACGAGGAUUUUGACAAGGGAAGGUGUGGCAAAAUUCUGUUUGAUCCAUGGCGAUGACUACUCUAGCCGACACGGCGCCCCGACUGGCGGGUGCCUCGGAGCAUAAAGAAUAUAUGUUGACACGUC